AUGGACCCUCAGAAUCAAUCCGGCUCUCACCCUCAGCAGGGCCGCGCUCAGCCUGUGUAUGACACAACCCACGGCGGCCACUACGGCGCAAGUGCUGCGCUCUCCGCCCAGGGAUUCGCUCCAGCCGAGUUAUACACCGGUCCGUGGGCCAACGUUCACCAGGGCUUGACCGGUCAGUACAAGGAUAUCCUGACGACAUACUGGCAACAGACCAUCAACCAUUUGGAGAGCGACAAUCAUGACUAUAAGCUGCACCAGCUGCCCCUGGCGCGCAUAAAGAAGGUCAUGAAGGCCGACCCUGAGGUCAAGAUGAUUUCCGCCGAGGCUCCCAUUCUUUUUGCCAAAGGUUGCGACAUUUUUAUUACUGAGCUCACCAUGCGCGCCUGGAUCCACGCAGAGGAGAACAAAAGAAGGACUCUCCAGCGCUCGGAUAUCGCAUCUGCCCUAGCCAAGUCCGAUAUGUUCGACUUCCUCAUCGACAUUGUUCCUCGUGAAGAGGCCUCUUCUCACGCCAAGCGGACCGCCGGCCAGGCCACUCCUGCUGCCCCAGGUGUGCCCGCCCAAGCCGCUCCCCAAAUUACCGGCCAGCACGGAGCCAUUCCCCAAGCAGCCAACCACUCCGCCUCGUCUCACCCCAUGGCGCCUGCCGACUACGGCCUCGCCAGCCACGCCCUUGGACCUGAUCAGGAUUAUCGCCAGAAUCCCAACAUGUACCCCGGCCAAGUCCAACCCGGGCCCGCUGCACCGUAUGGACAAACCCAGCAGGGCAUGUACGGUGAGAUCGAAGGCAUGUACGGGUAUGGCAUGGCGCAGCAACAACAGCCGCCCAUGCAAUCGGAGGAAUUCGAAUAG
Molecule: messenger RNA, 852 nt
Organism: Colletotrichum karsti
Lineage: Eukaryota; Fungi; Ascomycota; Sordariomycetes; Glomerellales; Glomerellaceae
Product: ccaat-binding factor complex subunit
Exons: 5
Coding region: 1-852 (283 amino acids)
Biological process (GO): regulation of DNA-templated transcription
Cellular component (GO): CCAAT-binding factor complex; nucleus
Molecular function (GO): DNA-binding transcription activator activity, RNA polymerase II-specific; protein heterodimerization activity; DNA binding
Source: RefSeq, a predicted model, not a curated record